AUGCCGGUACUCGCGCUACAUACACGCGUCGCGAUGUGUUUUUAUUAUUUUGUACUUUUUGUGUUUGCUGUUUUUGUGACUGAUUGUACGGGGUUGACUCCACAAUGCAGGAAUGAAAAGGGAGAACCUGUUGAUUGGUUCUAUGUUUACAAAUUACCGCGGGAAAAGAAUCACCUAAAUCCAUUAGUACGCCGAGGAGUCGCGUACAUGCAUUUGACUCCUUCGAAAUUACGUGGAGGAUGGAUCAUGUCGGACUUGGCCAUCAGUGACCCGAGGUCUAUGGUGGGGAAGACGCUAUCACCGCUGUAUCAGGAUAAAAACAUAAUUUCUUUAAUCUACAAUGAUCAGCCGCCUGCUACUGAAAACCAACCUGAUCUCCUGCAAUCAGUUGCUGAUAUGUAUUCUAAAAGCAAGAGAGGUCAGCAAAAACAAGCAGGUGUGAGAAAGUACAAGAAAUUCAAACUCGGUGACAAGUACUACGAUGACUACGAUUUGGCUGAAAUGUGUAAAAUGCACUCUAAAUUCAUGAAGACUAGAGUUGAAAGUGGACAUACGAAGGGCGUCAUAUUAGGAGACAAGUUUACUUCGCUGUGGCUAGUGCAUUCUGUGCCGAGGUUCCCACCUCUACCUGACUUUAUGAGUGGUCUAAACGUCUCCGGUUACGACUACCCCUCCACUGGAAUGAAAUACGGACAAUCCUUCCUCUGCGUCUCCGUUCAAACAUCAACCCUGAACCAGAUAGCUACCCAGUUGAAGUACAAUGAACCUCUCCUAGUCUACACACACAUACCAGCAGAGUUUGAAAGUGAAUUGCCGAACUUAGUCGAAGUUAUACGAAAUAAGACGAUCGACGCAUCGCCCUGGUACCACAUCGAAAGUUUCGAGACUCUUGUGGGAAGGAAAUUUUUGUCGUUUGCAAAGAGUGCGAUGUUCAAUGAUGACCUGUAUAGCGGUUUGGUGGCAGAGGUGUUGCAGUCUGACCUCCUCGUGGAAUCCUGGACUAAUGGACCUGGCACACUAGACUCUGAAUGUAGUCGGAAUUUCCAAGUGCGAAACAUAGAGCGACUGAAGUUCCCGAUAGCGAAAAUGUCAUUCACGUCCCACAACGAUCACUCCAAGUGGGCGGUGGCGGUGGCACACAAGAUGCACAACAGUCAAGACACCAAGGUUGCAGACUACUGGGUUUGCGUCGGAGACAUUAAUAGAGCGUUACCACAAGAGUCACGCGGUGGCGGUACGGUUUGCACGUCAGGUCCCAUCUUAUGGGGUAACUUUGCUCAUCUUAUAGAAUCUGUACAGACGUGUAAUUAG
Messenger RNA from Spodoptera littoralis (African cotton leafworm), 1311 nucleotides. Lineage: Eukaryota; Metazoa; Arthropoda; Insecta; Lepidoptera; Noctuidae. The record is from the annotation of a GenBank genome assembly.